Molecule: messenger RNA, 3521 nt
Organism: Passer domesticus (house sparrow)
Lineage: Eukaryota; Metazoa; Chordata; Aves; Passeriformes; Passeridae
Product: olfactory receptor 14A16-like
Exons: 2
Coding region: 1796-2776 (326 amino acids)
Biological process (GO): detection of chemical stimulus involved in sensory perception of smell; G protein-coupled receptor signaling pathway
Cellular component (GO): plasma membrane
Molecular function (GO): olfactory receptor activity; G protein-coupled receptor activity
Source: RefSeq, a predicted model, not a curated record
CAGAGCUUCAGCCCGCAAUUAACCCUGAGGGAAACGCUGAGGAAAGGCUCCAUUUCAGCCUUUCUUUACUGGUUGCUGUGAAGGGACCAAAAUCAAAAGAGAACAAGCAGGGCCUGACCCCUUCUCCUUUGGGAGGAGCCCCAGGCCUGGGGCUGUGAGGGGCCAUGAGGGGCUGUGAGGGGCCAUGAGGGCUGUGAGGGGCUGUGAGGGGCCAUGAUGGGUUGUGAGGGCCCAUGAGGUACCAUGAGAAGCCGUGAGGGGCUCUGAGGAGCCAUGAGAGACUGUGGAGGGCUGUAAGGAGACAUGAGGAGCUAUGAGGAUCUGUGAGGGGCUAUGAGUGCUGUGAGGGGCUAUGAGGGGCCAUGAGGAGCUGUGAGGGGCUAUGAGGGGCCAUGAGCUGUGAAGGGUCAUGAGGGGUCAUGAGGAGAUUUGAGGGGCCAUAAGGGGCUCUGAGGGGCCAUGAAGGGAUAUUAGGGACCUUGAUGGGGAAAAGGGUCCCUGAGAAGCUGUGGGAGGCCAGGCACCUCAUGGAACCACGGGUCAGUUAUAAAACUGCAGAACCAAGGAGACUGCUGUUGAGCAUUAUGAAAGCUCAUGGAACCAAAAGUCCAUUGUGACAUUGAGGGACCUCAUGGGACCAUGGAGAUUAUUAGAACAGUUUGGGACCCUUUGGAACCAAAGGGCCAUUGUGACACUGCAGGCCUCCAUGAAACUAAGAACUCAUGUAACAGUGAGGAGCCCAAUGGAAUCAGGGGGCCAUUCCAUAUUUCAGGGCCUCAUGGAAGCAAGGUGCCCUUGUGACACUGCAGGACCUCCUAGAACCCUGGAGACCAUUCUGACACUUUGAGGCCGUGUUGAAUCAAGGGGUUUGCAGGGCUUUGUGGAACCAAGGAGCUCUCUGUGACACUGCAGGGCCUCCUGGAAGCAAUGAGACCAUUCUGGCAUUCUAGGUCCCCAUGGCACCAAGGGGCCAUUGUGACAACUGUGGGUCCCCAUGGAAGCAAGGGGCCAGUGUGCCACAGCCAGGCCUUGUGGAACCAAGGGGCCAUUGUGGUCCUGGGGAGCCCAACAGAACCAAGGGACCAUUGUGGCACUCUGCACAGUCCCAUGGAACCAAGGAAAACCAUUUUGACACUGCAAGGCCUCAUGGAAGCAAGGGGCCAUUGUGGCACUGCAGAGCCAAGGAGACCAUUGUGAUAUCACUGGGCCUCAUGGAAACAAAGAUCUCUUGUGAUAAUAUGGGGACUCAUGGAACCAAAGGGCAAUUGUGAUGUUGCAGGGCCCCAAGGAUCCAAGAACAUGGAACAGGUCUGGUUGGCUUGGCCUGACUGGUGCAGCUGAGAUGGCAUGUUGAGGGUUGCUUCUCAUCUUCCCCUAAAACUCUGGAGUUCUGUGCUUUCCUUCCUGUGGGAAAGAACUCUCCCUCUCCUCCAGGGGUUCAUGGCUGAAAUUGGGAUUCUACCUCUAUAUCUGAUUAUAUCUGAAGACUGUUCCCAUAGGAAACCUGCCAGCAAAGACAGCUCUGGAUGGCCUUGGCAUCUUGGGGGCCACCUCUUACCUGCCUUCAAAACACUGGAGGGAUGUGCUUUUCUUUCCAUUGAAAAAAGGAUCUUUGAAGUCCAGGUGUCUAUGGCCACAAUUGGGAAUCUGCCUCUAAAAUUCCUUAUAUCCAAGGACAGCUCCCAGAGAGAAGCUCCCAGGACUGUCCAGGUUCCUUUGGCUUCCUGAGGGCCAGCUCUCAUCUGCCUGUGAAACACUGGGGCUCUGCCCCUGCGGCCACCACCUGCACACACCCAUGUACUUUCUCCUGCUCAACCUGGCCCUCAGUGACCUGGGCUCCAUCUGCACCACUGUCCCCAAAGCCAUGCACAAUUCCCUCUGGGACACCAGCACCAUCUCCUACUCAGGAUGUGCUGUACAGCUCUUUCUGUUUAUCUUCUUCAUUGGAGCAGAGUAUUUCCUCCUGACCAUCAUGUACUUCAACUGCUACGUGUCCAUCUGCAAAGCCCUGCACUCUGGGACCCUCCUGGGCAGCAGAGCUUGUGCCCACAUGGCAGCAGCUGCCUGGGCCACUGCCUUUCUCACUGCUCUGCUGCACAUGGCCAAUACAUUUUCCCUGCCCCUGUGCCAUGGCAAUGCCGUGGGCCAGUUCUUCUGGGAUAUCCCAGCAAUUCUCACGUUCUCCUGCUCCAAAUCCUACCUCAGGGAACUUGGGCUUAUCAUGAUUAGUGUCUUUUUAGCCUCUGCAUGCUUUGUGUUCAUUGUUUUCUCCUACGUGCAGAUCUUCAGAGCUGUCCUGAGGAUCCCCUCUGAGCAGGGUCGGCACAAAGCCUUUUCCACCUGCCUGUCUCACCUGGCCAUGCUCUCCCUAUUCCUCAGCACUGCAGCCUUUGCCUACCAGAAUUCCUCCUCCAUGUCCUCCCCAUCCCUGGAUCUGGUGGUGUCAGUUCUGUACUCAGUGGUGCCUCCAGCCCUGAACCCCCUCAUCUACAGCCUGAGGAACCAGGAGCUCAAGGCUGCAGUGUUGAGACUGAUGAGCGGAGGUUUCAGAAACACUGAACUGCUGGCCAGUUUCUGCAAAUCUCUUGUAAUAGAAGUAAUUUUUGAUACUGCUUGUUGGUUUCAUUUUGGAGGCCCUAUUUCUUUGUUUUCCUUCUUAAUAUUUUCCGCAAAGAAAUGCCAUUGUUUGUGCCAUUGCUCAUUUUGUUUCUCUCCACCUUCCCUGUGGCCACAGACUGUGUCAGUGAGGCGCUGCACUCUCAGUGGUUUUAAAUGAAAGAAAGUAUUUCCCAGCGGAGAUCCUCCUUUUGUUGCCUUCUCUGGAGCUGCAGCAGCGAUGUCUGUGUGCAGAGCUGGGGCAGAUCAGUGCUGGCACAGCAGCUGUGCCCAGCAGCAGCAGCAGCAGCACUUGGUGUUGCCAGUGCUGCUCUCGUGCCCCUGCCCUCUCGGGAUCUCCUCUGGUCAAGGUGAGCCCGAGGUGUGUUAAAAGUCUCUUUUUCCAACCCAGCUGUCAAAGAAGAAGUCAGAAGUCUUCAGCUCGCGUUCUCAAGGUUGUUUAUUAUUUCCUAUCUAAAACAUUUUCUGUCUGGCCUGCCAAGGUGUGUUCAGCAGGGUGCUACCAUCACCAAGAGGAUGGAGGCUAGGAAGAAGAAGGAAGAAGAACAGGACAACGCCCAAAUCCCUCCAUCUUGUCCCCUGGACCCCCAUAGUAAAAUUCUUCCAAAUUCCACCUUUCACCCUGUGACAACUACUGUUAUGCUGCUUCAAGUUUUAUGGCUCGUAAUUCUUCAUAUAAAGUUGGUAAUUUGCUCCAUGGGUGGAACUCAAAGCUGCAGGGGUCUUUGGCUGCAUGCCAGGACUCCCGAGCCCCCUGCCCGGGUCUCGAGCCAUCCAGGGCACCCAGAGGGAUGUCCUGGGUUCCGACACUGCCUCGCUGAAAUAAAUGAGGCAGGAGAUCUUUCUCGUUUUUAAUGCCUUUAUUAAAAAGAAUCAGCUCAGGUGGGGAGAAAUGGACGGGUCGC